CUUCAUUAGAUAUACAACAUGGGCUGUUGGAUGCUGGAUACAGACAGUUACCCUGCAAUCACAAGGCUUCAGUACUCACAAGUAUCAUUCCAUUGCUAUGAAGACAUUACUUUGAGGAAAGCAGUAAAAGUUACAGAAUGAUCAUGAAGAGAGGAGAAGGCUGCAAACUUUUCAAAGUGCCCCACAUCUGGAGCCUUACACUGAUCUGUGUUCUCACGACAGACCCUGCUGGAGCGUACAAUAUAGAUGAGGAGAACCCCUUGGUUUUUAAAGGACCAGAUGGAUCCCUGUUUGGCUACUCUGUGGUUUUCCACAGCUAUGGGGAUGAGAAGUGGAUUAUUGUUGGAGCCCCGAAAUCCAACCUGACCACACGCACAAAUAUCGUCAGCCCUGGAACUAUUUUCAAAUGCAAAAUUGGAGACAAUAUUAAUGGGACAUGUGAACUAAUGGAUGUGGGUGAACCAAAUGGUCGAAAAUGUGGACGGACAUGUAUAGCAGAACAAGAUAACCAGUGGAUGGGGGUCAGCCUCUCAAGACAGCCAACAAAAGAUGGAAAUCUAUUGGUUUGUGGCCAUAGAUGGAAGAAUGUUCAUUUUUUGAAUGAACACAAGCUGCCCCUUGGACUAUGCUACUCAAUACCUGCAAAUUUACGCACUGACCUAAGCAGAAAAAUAUGUCCAUGCUAUAGAGAUCAUGUUAAGAAGUUUGGUGAACAACAUGGCUCAUGUCAAGCUGGGAUCUCUACCUUUUACUUGGAUGAUUUAAUCAUCAUGGGGGCACCAGGGUCAUUCUACUGGACUGGAGCAAUCUUUGUCUAUAACACAACACUUAACAAGAUCUACACAUACAACAAUAUUAAUAAUACUGUGAAAUACGGGAGCUACUUAGGUUACUCUGUAGGAGGAGGCCAUUUUCAGUCCCCAACCAGCAAUGACAUUAUAGGAGGAGCCCCACAACAAGAGCAGAUUGGUAGGGUCUACAUCUUUGCAUUUGAAGGGAACCAUCUAAUUAUAUUGUUUGAAGCAGAGGGCAAAAAGCUCGGUUCAUACUUUGGAGCUUCUGUGUGUGCAGUGGAUUUAAAUGGUGAUGGACUGUCAGACUUGCUUGUUGGCGCACCAAUGGAGAGCACAGUGCGAGAGGAAGGCAAGGUGUACGUCUACAUGAACUACGGAUGGGGACAGAUGUCAGAACUUGAUUAUGAACUUUCAGGAAGUGACUUAUAUGCAGCAAGGUUUGGAGAAGCAAUAACCAAUCUGGGAGAUCUUGACAACGAUGGCUAUGAAGAUGUGGCUAUUGGAGCACCACACGAAGAAAAUAUGAAUGGAGCCGUAUACAUUUAUAAUGGAAGAGCAAAAGGAAUUACACCUUCAUUUACACAGAGGAUACAGGGGCGUAAACUUGGCUAUUCUUUAAGCACUUUUGGUCAAUCACUAUCCACAGGAUUAGAUGCAGAUGGAAAUGGAUAUCAAGAUGUUGCAGUUGGUGCAUUUCUGUCUGACUCUGCUGUUCUUCUAAGAACAAGACCGGUUGUGACUAUCGAUGCCGCCUUAAAACUGCCAAGUUCUGUAAAUCGGACAAGAUUUGAAUGUGUGGAAAAUGGGCAACCAGCAGUGUGUAUGAAUGUCACGAUCUGCUUUAAGUAUCAAGGACAGGGCGUGCCUGGUCAUAUUGUCAUGCACUAUAAUAUCAGCUCUGAUGUUAAAAGAAAUAGAGGCACUCCAUCCAGAUUCUACUUUUCUUCCAAUGGAACCAGUGAGGUUUAUUCAGGAAAGAUUGAUCUUCGACAAAAAUCUGAAAGCUGUAGGAGCCACCAAGCCUUCAUGAGGAAAGAUAUCAGAGAUAUUUUGACUCCAAUACAUAUGGAGUCUCACUAUUAUCUUGGAAAACAUAUCGUAUAUAAAAGAAAUGCAGAUGAAUUCAAGCCCCUACAGCCAAUUCUACAGAAGAAAGAUGGGGAUAAAAAUAUAUUAAAAAAUGUGGUGUCAUUUGCAAGGUACUGUGCCUUGGCAAACUGCUCUGCGGAUUUACAGAUCUCAGGAAAAGUUUCCUUCCCGGGAUCAUCAGAUAAUAAGAUAUAUGUUGUUGUUGGAGGAACAAAGACUGUAAUGAUCAAUAUGUCGCUGUACAAUGCUGGGGAUGAUGCCUAUCAGUCCACUCUACACAUGAGGCUUCCGAAAGGCAUCUUCUUCAUCAAAGUUAUAGAUCUGCUGGAGAAACAGAUAAACUGUGCCGUUAACGAUGAGGAAAAUCAGUUGACAAGACUGGACUGCAACAUAGGUCAUCUGUACGUGGACUCUUUUUCAAGACAAGAGUUUUCCGUCUUGCUGGAUACAAGCUCCCUUACCACCGCAGAAGAUCUUGAAAUCAAUGUGACAGUGAAUUGUCAGAAUGAAGUGGAUGAAAGCUCUCUAUGGAACAAUGAAGCCAUUUUCACCAUACCCACAAGAUACGAAGUCAAUGUCAAAGUCAUUGGUUAUGUAUCUCCGAUAUCAUUUGUCUUCGGACCUCCUGAAGAUGAGGACAAGCUGUGUGUCAAAGAGACCAUCGAAUAUACAUUCAAUGUGAUCAACGCUGGGCCAAGUCUUGUUUCCAACACUACGUUUCAGAUUAUGAUACCCAACAGAUUUGCUCCAAGGGACUUCAAACUGUUUCACAUAUUGAAUGUCAAGACAAAUUUAGGAAAGUGCCGUUACGCUUCAGACACUGAUGUUUGUGACUCGUUGUUGAGCAAUAGAUCGAUAUUUAGUGAUUUUGUGUCCUUCUUCCGAAGAUCUGGAGCUAGGAACGCGUACUGCUUUGAAGACGAUGAAACUUGUCUACGUAUAGACUGCGCUUUUGGAGACAUGGAAAGUGAUACUGAGGCAACCGUGGAAGUGACGAUUGAAACAAACCAUGCGCUUCUAGAGCUUGAAGAUGUUUCAUCGCUACAAUUUAUAACAACAGGAAAAGUGAGAUCUGAAGAAAGCCCUAAAAUAAUUUAUCUCAACCAGAAACAUUAUACACAUGUUCUUCAAGAAGCAGUUCACAAUCAAAAAACAAGACGUCAUGUUAUAUAUACAAUAAUUGGAAUAAGCUUAUUACUAGGACUUCUGCUAUUCUCACUCAUGACAUUUAUCUUAUGGAAGAUGGGAUUCUUCAAGAGAAAAUACAACUCGCUGAAUUCUGACAUGAAUAGAAAAGAAAGCUGGAGCUUCCUUACUCAAGAGGAAAAUGAUGAAAAAGAAAACUAAAUAUAUUUCUGGACCUAUAGAUAUUUUAAAUUUUCCAUAAAUUAUGGGGAAAAAACACAAGGAAAAGAAAUGAAGUUAUUUUUCUUUACAGAAGAGAACUGAUUUUUCAGAUAUUUAUCUAGAACUUAUCAAGAACUUGUGAUGCCUUCUAAAGAUUUUUAUUUCAUGAAUGGGUAUGUUCUAUGUCUUCUUCUCAUGAAUAUGUUCAACCAAGGAUCUCAGGAAAGUGAAAGUUUUAUAAUGAUAGAAGAAAUGCAAUAAAAGCCCUAAGCAGGGAGCCUGAUGAUAUUCAUCGGUCAUGUGAGAUCACUGAAGAGAGACAUGGACUGUAUCGCUGGGGACGGUGAUCCCCAGUAGAAGAUCUGAGGUGUUAGAGGUCUCUAAGCACAUUGCCUUUCACUUCAACUGAAGCAAUUUUGCUUUAAAACACUACGGUUUGUGGGAUCGCCUUACAGUGGACCAACUUUAGUGGUCAAUAGUCUACAGUAUAUAGAAAGAAAAGUAAGCCGAGGGAUUAAGCAUCUUUGCUAGGUCCUACCAUGUUACAUGUUGUCUGAGGUCAUUAGCUCAGUUCCCGUCUUCUCCUUGGCUACUUGACCAAAGUGUCGAAGGUGUAUAUUUCCUAUAUCUUUUCAGGGUUCAAUUGUGAUUCUAUCAAUUCAGCAUUGAAAGCCCAGAUGCAAGCUGGUCACCCUGUUAUUUUUUCCAAAAUGGAGGACUUUACUGAAUUAAGAGGGGUUUGAUACUGUAGGCAAAACUCAAUGUUCAGCUUUGUUCAGUCUGAUUCUUUAAAAAAAAAAAAAAAGGUAACGGCAAACCAGUGGUAUAGGUGAUGACACAUAUGUAAUGAUAGCAUUUUCACCCAAAUCUUGGUGUUAUAUAAUCAAUCCAAAGUUGAAAUGACAGCCAAAGCAUGUUAAUCAUACAACUAGAUUAUCUGUCCUACUGGUUGUCAUUUUCACUGUAAUUCCCAGGAAUUGACAACCAGUUACGUUCUCAGCUGUACCGUUAAAUGGGUUGUCUGGUUUAAAAAAAAAAACAGACAACCCAUCCUUUCACAUACUCCUGUGGCAAUUCUGAGUUAAUAGAAGGGGGUCACCACUUUUUCACUCUCAUCUACUGUAUUACCUGAUAAGAAGAGCAGCUACAAAGGUUGUCUGUUGCUCUCGAAGACCCAACAUGUCCAUGCAUUACCCAAAUAAUUUCAGUGACAUCUGUGAAAUGCUUCAGUGAUCACUCGUAGCUUUUCCCUAUAGAUUAUAGAUGUUCCAACAGUGGGACACCCUGUAAUCACCCCUAUCAUCAUGGAACCCUUUCACUUUGAACAAUCCCUUUAAAGUUACAUUUAUAAGUUGCUGAGACGCUACAUUAGUUUAGCUAAAAAUUACUAAUAAACGUAAUUUUUACAUUAAAGGGGUUAUCCAUCAGAAUAUAUUUUUUACAUAAGGGUCAGGAUGGUGUAAGAAGAAAAAAAAAGAGAAGAAGCAUUACUUAUAUUACCAAUCCUCCCCUGCUGUCCUUCUGAUGCUUACCGGGUCCUUAAAGGACUCUGCUUCUUGGCUCGGCAGGAGAUGCUGGUUCAGCCAAUCAACAGACACAAUGGUAACCUGCCUAAGCUAUUGACUUGAAGGGGUAGCUCCUGCCAUUUCCUGUGUAUCUGGCUGGGAUCAGGAAGCAGAGACCAGUGGAGAUCCGGUAAGCGUUGGGGCGGUAUCAAUGGGGAGUAAUGCUUAUUUUAUUUUUACUCCAUUCUGCAUCUUGUCUAUCCUAUCGGACACCUUUAAUAAUGAAUAUCCUUCUGAUUUAUCACAAUUUACAAUUUUGUUUACAUUUUGGAUGUAAUUUUUUGUUGAUAUACCACUGUCCAUCCUUUAGCAUUGAAGUCGGUCACUUGCACAUUUGGCACAGCACAACAAAAUGAAUGUAGAUAUUUCCACAGCAAUUCAGCCGAGCAAGCAGCGACCUCACCAUGGGGACUGAGAAGCUUCAUUCUCUAGUUCAGCAAACAAAAUGCCUGCCUCCACAACAGUUAUAUAUUCUUAGGCCUACUUGAAUCAGAUUAUCAUAUUUACCUUUUAUACUAUUUGUCACAGGUGUAAGAGCCAGUCUUUCUCUAUGUUGAAGGGGGAUUCUUAGAUUUUGCAGAACGGUGUACACAACUGCCGGUUGCUGUUCUAGGAGGCUGCUGAUGUACAUUGAGGGGUUGUUUGCUUACAAACAUCAUGUACCUGAAUUUCUAUAGAUGUAUCAUAGAGUAGGUCUAUAGUAAAGAGAUGUGUACACAAACAAUCCCACGCUGUUCUAGGGAGAAGACCUCUGUAAUACCACAAGUGAUGGAGAGUGCUACACAUUGCUAUGUGUCUUCAUGGACAAGAGACAUACUCUCUUCUGUUAUCUAUUCAAAAGAUGUAGAGUAAAGGAGGAUAUUAAAGGGAGUAUAACUGAAUGGUCUGACUACACAGGGUUUGUUUGUGGUCUGUAACUAUAGAAACAUAAAUAAGAUCUGCAUAGCAGCUGUACACCCAGAAUGGUAGGACAUUUUUACUCUAAACCAUUUGGUUCAGAUUUUAAUUGCAUUGAAGCAAAAAAAAACUGGGUUCUGGAGGUUGACAUAACCUUGCAUAAGUUUCAUUAAUGAAAAAUGGUGUAGACAAAAAGAACUCACAUUGUUGAAAAUUGAAAAGUCUAAUAUUGUUAGAAAAUUAAAAUAUAAAGGGGUUUCUAGGGACUACGCAUAUUUCAUUUAUAUGAUGAACCUCUGUGUAUAAAAGAAAAACUGAUUUCACAUCCCUGUUGUUGACCAGCAGGCCAUGCUUGUGUACCCAAUAUUCAUAGAGAUGUCAACAGUGUUUGGUCUUAGUAGGUCUUUUAGGACUUAUUAAGUCUUCAGACUUUUUUCACAUAUCUAGACCCCAGACAAUACUUUGAAAUUGAUACCAUGUGGGAUCAUUGGCUGACACUGUUAUAAGGAUUGAUUUCUUUCCCCUUGCAACCAGUCAUCUUUCUAGUGCAAGUUAUGAAAAGGGGGCAGCCCUUCUUCUUUUUGUUAGAACUACUUUACAUAAAUUUGAACCGGUGACAACUGCUGUGGAUUCUUUACAUUUGUUUUAUGUCCUCACAGGGAAUGCUCUCACCCAGAUAGGACCGUACUCUCUGCUCUGCACUGAUGAGGGGAAAUCACCCCGAAACAGCUGUCUGCAGAUGAGGUGCUGGCUUAUUUAUUAUCCAAGUCAUGUCUCAAGCCCUAUUUAAAGGGUCGAACAUUGACUUAG
Messenger RNA from Bufo gargarizans (Asiatic toad), 6502 nucleotides. It is a transcript of the gene ITGA4, whose product is annotated as integrin subunit alpha 4. The transcript has 28 exons. Gene Ontology annotation, molecular function: integrin binding. Bases 138 to 3230 code for a protein of 1030 amino acids. Gene Ontology annotation, cellular component: integrin complex; external side of plasma membrane. NCBI's taxonomy places the organism in Eukaryota, Metazoa, Chordata, Amphibia, Anura, Bufonidae. The record is from RefSeq and is a predicted model, not a curated record. Gene Ontology annotation, biological process: integrin-mediated signaling pathway; cell-matrix adhesion; cell-cell adhesion.